AUGGCUGCUCGGGAAGUUGGGGCGAAGCGUUACCUGGAGUGUUCGAGUUUGAGCGGCGAGGGAGUCGACGACGUCUUUGAAGCCGCAACGCGAGCCGCCCUCCUAACAUUUGAAAAGGGCGAAGGAGGCGGUUGCUGCGUCAUUCUGUGA
Metarhizium brunneum ARSEF 3297 is the source of this 150-nucleotide messenger RNA. RefSeq names its product GTP-binding protein rho2 (gene rho2). Lineage: Eukaryota; Fungi; Ascomycota; Sordariomycetes; Hypocreales; Clavicipitaceae. Gene Ontology annotation, molecular function: GTP binding; GTPase activity; protein kinase binding. Gene Ontology annotation, biological process: small GTPase-mediated signal transduction. Gene Ontology annotation, cellular component: cytosol. The record is from RefSeq and is a predicted model, not a curated record.